Messenger RNA from Cantharellus anzutake, 1373 nucleotides. RefSeq lists its product as uncharacterized. Lineage: Eukaryota; Fungi; Basidiomycota; Agaricomycetes; Cantharellales; Hydnaceae. Gene Ontology annotation, molecular function: protein binding. The annotation marks the transcript as partial. The record is from RefSeq and is a predicted model, not a curated record. The transcript has 5 exons.
CAUCAUACACCCCAGAUUUGGCUGGAGCGCUCCGGAAUCUUUUUGUAUCACUCGACCAAGUUGGACGCCAUUCCGAGGCACUCACGGUAAUCGAAGAAAGUGUGAAAUUCUGGCGCGAGCUCGUUGCCACCCAUCCAGCAUCAUACACCCCAAAUUUGGCUGGAGCGCUCCGGAAUCUUUCUGUAUCACUCGACAAAGUUGGACGCCAUUCCGAGGCGCUCACUGUGAUCGAAGAAAGUGUGCAGCUCUGGCAUACAUCACUCACCAACCUUGGACAACAUUCUGAAGCACUCCUUGUGAACGAAGAAAGUGUGAAGCUCUGGCGCGAGCUCGUUGCCACCCAUCCAGCAUCAUACACCCAGAUUUGGCUGGAGCGCUCCAGAAUCUUUUUGUAUCACUCGACGAAGGACGCCAUUCCGAGGCACUCACGAUUUGCUCGAGCGCUCCAGAAUCUUAAAUAUCACUCGCAAAGUUGGACGCCAUUCCGAGGCCUCAUGGUAAUUGAAGAAAGUGUGAAACUCUGGCGCGAGCUCGUUGCCACCCAUCCAGCAUCAUACACCCCGGAUUUGGCUCGAGCGCUCCAGAAUCUUUGUAUCACUCGACAAAGUUGGACGCCAUUCCGAGGCGCUCACAGUAAUCAAGAAAGUGUGAAACUCUGGCGCGAGCUCGUUGCCACCCAUCCAGCAUCAUACACCCCAGAUUUGGCUGGAGCGCUCCAGAAUCUUUUUGUAUCACUCGACAAGUUGGACGCCAUUCCGAGGCACUCAGCAUCAUACACCCCAGAUUUGGCUGGAGCGCUCCAAGAAUCUUUUUGUAUCACUCACGAAGUUGGACGCCAUUCCGAGGCACUCACGGUAAUCGAAGAAAGUGUGAAAACUCUGGCGCGAGCUCUUGCCACCCAUCCAGCAUCAUACACCCCAGAUUUGGCUGAAGCGCUCCAGAAUCUUUUUGUAUCACUCGACAAAGUUGGACGCCAUUCCGAGGGACUCAUGGUAAUCAAAGAAAGUGUGAAACUCUGGCGCGAGCUCGUUGCCACCCAUCCAGCAUCAUACACCCCAGAUUUGGCUCGAGCGCUCCAGAAUCUUAAAGCGCUCACUGUGAUCGAAGAAAGUGUGAAACUCUGGCGCGAGCUGGUUGCCGCCCAUCCAACAUCAUACACCCCGGAUUUAGCUCGAGCGCUUGGGAGUCUAGAUGCAUCGCUCACCAACCUUGGACGAUAUUCUGAGGCACUCCUUGUGAAUGAAGAAAGUGUGAAGCUCUGGCGCGAGCUAGUUGCCAUCAACCGAUAUCGUACUCCCCGAUUUGGCUCAAGCACUCGGGAAUCUGUAAUAUCUCUCGACAAUCUCGGACGCCAUCUGAGGCGCUCCUCAUAA